Nematocida ausubeli is the source of this 1185-nucleotide messenger RNA. RefSeq lists its product as uncharacterized. Gene Ontology annotation, biological process: GPI anchor biosynthetic process. Lineage: Eukaryota; Fungi; Microsporidia. Gene Ontology annotation, molecular function: GPI mannosyltransferase activity; alpha-1,6-mannosyltransferase activity. The record is from RefSeq and is a predicted model, not a curated record. Bases 1 to 1185 code for a protein of 394 amino acids. The transcript has a single exon. Gene Ontology annotation, cellular component: mannosyltransferase complex; endoplasmic reticulum membrane.
AUGAUUAAACCUGCUGUGAUCUGGACUGCUUCCAGGGCUGCAGUGCUCUCUGUAUCUGCUGCAUCUUCAUUUUUCAUUCCACACCAUGACUUCUCUAGUGAUCUCCUGCAGUGCAGUAGCCCCAUUUCCUUUCUUGUCCGAUGGGAUGCCAUUUAUUUCCAUAAUAUUGCCAAGUACGGGUACACUUCUGAUAAUAUGACUGCCUUCUUUCCUUUGUAUCCUAUGCUAAUCCGUGCUUUAUCUUAUCUCUGGAUACCCACUGUAUUCGCAGGUGUCCUUCUCUCUAAUUUCGCAUUUCUUCUUUCUUCUUUGAUUCUUUACAGGAUCACUGAAAAACACUUCAGUCAGUCACAUGCCACCAGAGCAUGCAUUCUCUUCUGCUUCAGUCCUUGCUCAAUUAUCUACUCCUCAUUGUACACUGAGUCAUUAUUCUGCCUCUUCACUAUGCUCUCCCUUGAGAGUCUGCUGCAUACCCGGGGUGCAUCUUUUUUGUGGCUCUCAUUGGCAUCUUACGUUCGCUCAAAUGGCUUCAUCCUGGCACCCAUCGCAUUCAUGGAGGGGCUGGCUAUGGGCUCUUAUGGUUUGGGUAUUUUUAUGGCACUUCUUCCUGUUCUUUCAUUUUUUAGUGUGCAGCUGUUUUGGCUUCUCACUAGAUUCCCAUACAUUAAGACACUUCCGUACUCUUACGUACAGGCUGUCUAUUGGGAGCAAGGAUUCAUGGAAUUCUACAAGCAUGGGAAGAAUAUCCCAAAUAUCAUAGUGGGUUUGCCCUUUGUGCUUCUCUCUUGUCUUGUCUCAUGGAAUUAUUUCAUGCAGGAAAGAAGGCUUCUUCAACUUGCACUCACAGAAGGAAAAGAAAAAGUCAUCUCCAGUAGACUAAAUAUAUUGAUGAACAGAGAGAGACAGAAGAAGGAAACUGUUAAGGUUAAAAGGGCUUCUGUAAUGAACGUAUUCUUCUUUGCUAGGUUAUUCCUUCAUUUUGUUCUUCUAUUCCAAAUAAUUCUUUCAAUCUUCUUUAUUCACAUGAAUAUGCACUUUCGCUUUGUUUCUUAUAAUCCUGUGAUAUACUGGGAACUAUCUGAGAUAUUUGUGAAAAAAGGGUUCUGGAGGGUUUUACUAUUCGGGUAUGUGUGUUUUGGUCUUUCAUAUGGUGUAUUAUAUGGUGCUUAUUUUCCUCCUGCUUAA